Molecule: messenger RNA, 2138 nt
Organism: Anarrhichthys ocellatus (wolf-eel)
Lineage: Eukaryota; Metazoa; Chordata; Actinopteri; Perciformes; Anarhichadidae
Product: immunoglobulin superfamily containing leucine-rich repeat protein 2-like
Exons: 2
Coding region: 471-1433 (320 amino acids)
Molecular function (GO): protein binding
Source: RefSeq, a predicted model, not a curated record
UCUGUGCUUCAAUUAAAGACAAUAGGCUGCAGCCAACCCGAAUGAGGUCAAAGAUUAGGCUUGGGUCGGGGUAAUAAAUUAAACAUCGGAUCCUAAAUUAUUAAUUUUCUUUGAGGAUGGAGGACCCGGAGCAUCUGUAUCUUUAAUAGUGAGGACAGAGAUGGGAGAGGCUGCGCGUUCACGGCUCCUUUUCUCGCUCCGUGGCGUCGGGAACGCGCAGUGAAUCCCACACUUAGCUGGAGAGGAAAAAAGCGCCGUCGGACGUCAACAGCAACUCACCGGGGAAAAAAAUGUUCCCUCCACCGCCCUUCAUCAACGCUGUCGACGUCUGCAAAAGUCAUGUGAAAGGAUCCACUACAUACGAGGACUCGAGUUUUUUCGGCCAUUAAACUUGUUUAAGAGGAUUGUAAACUCCGGGAAGUGAUUGAUAAGACACAGGAAUUGAAGUUAAAAUUGGAAAGGUGCAGAAAAUGGCGAGACGGCUCCUGCAGCUCCUUGCCUUGUGGACAACUGUGGUUGGCAAUGUGCAGUGCUGUCCAGAGCUCUGCAGCUGCCAGGAUAAAUUUGCCCACCAGUUUGCUGACUGUGCUUACAAAGACCUGCUGGUGGUACCAGUGGGUCUCCCCACCAAUGUUACCACUGUGAGCCUUUCUGCCAACAAGAUCAAAUUACUGAAAAGUAAAAGCUUCAUCAGUAUCACACAGGUCUCCUCUCUCUGGCUGGCCCACAAUGAGAUAGUUACAAUAGAAACCGACUCCUUGGCCCCCCUGAUCCAGCUACGCAACCUGGACAUCAGCUACAACAAAAUCGUGAACUUUCCCUGGGAGGAUCUGCACAACCUCACAGCCCUGCAGCUUCUGAAAAUGAACAACAAUGAGAUGGUGAACCUUCCAAAGGACGCCUUUUCCACUCUCAAAGACCUACGGUCGCUGCGCAUCAACAACAACAAGUUUAUCACCAUUGUGCAGGGUACCUUCAGUGCUCUCUCCUCCAUGUCUCACCUACAGAUUUUUAACAACCCCUUCACAUGCUCCUGCAGCCUGGAGUGGCUGAGGGAUUGGAUCACGACAACUAAGAUUUCCAUCCCAGAGCCAAAAUCAAUUGUAUGUGAGGCCCCUGAACACCUGAAGGGUACAAUGGUGACACUGAUUCCCAAACUGGACUGUAUGCAGUCUAACUGCCUGCACCUCAUUCCUGCCUUGGCACACGAGAACUAUGGCGGCUACGAGUGUGUUUCCAAAGAGAAAGACGACACCAAAGUGGUGAAAACGUACCAGUUUACAGAGCAAAUGAUUCCAGAUACAAAUAAAAACACUGAGACGAUCAACACCCUUUCACAAAUAAAUGAUGCAUCAGCUGUUGUGCCGCAGAAGGCUUGGAUCACCCUUGGACUUGCAGUGUUGGGGAUUUUCAGAUGGGAUUUGCAAAAAUGACUAUUUAAACUUGCAAAAACACAUCGAUAUUAGCUGCAGUGUGAGCAAUGGACAUAUUAGUCCCACAGUCCACUGGAACAGAUUUGAGAUGGUGGUUGAAGGUGAUCGUUUUGCAUCUACAGUGUGUGCACAUAUCUUAUAUUGAAGCUACUUUUGUACUCCGUUAUUUACAUAAAAGAGACUGUGUAACUUUCGGCAAUCUGUAACCACUGUUGCCCCAGUGCUAAUAAUGAGAUAAAUGCUGGCUAACACAUCAGCAAAAGUCAGAAAAUCAGCUUAAUAAUAAUCUAUUAUACUGUAGAGCAAUAUUUUGCUAAAGUUUUCUAACAUUAGCAACCAAAAGCUAUACCAACAGCUCAUAUCAGACCAAGUAAGACUGUAGCAGCAAAUCCAGUGUAAUACAUGAAGUAGUGGUGUGUUUCAUUGCUUAUGGAUUCAAUUUGUAAAAGGAAAUCCUCCUCUGAACCGUUACAAAGUCUGAAUUUUAACCAGAAAUGACUCUUUACUAUGUUUAAAAAAUACUAAGCUAAAUCAUUUAUGAUGUGAACAGUAUUUUGGUACGAUCUUUUGGGAGAUUUUUAUACUUGCAAGCAAUAUGUGUCCUUAUAAUUUCAGAAAGUAUAUUUUUGCAUAAAGUUAGCUUGAAAAGGCUACCUGAAGAAUGUAAGUGAUUAUUAUUGAUUUCCUGCUCAUUGAAAUAAUAAA